Messenger RNA from Saccostrea echinata, 3164 nucleotides. RefSeq lists its product as uncharacterized. The transcript is spliced from 19 exons. The record is from RefSeq and is a predicted model, not a curated record. Gene Ontology annotation, molecular function: protein binding. The coding region runs from base 191 to 2968 and encodes 925 amino acids. Gene Ontology annotation, biological process: signal transduction. NCBI's taxonomy places the organism in Eukaryota, Metazoa, Mollusca, Bivalvia, Ostreida, Ostreidae.
AAAACCCAAAACUCCCGGGCGACUGCACACUGCGUUUAAAAAUGUAAAUACACUCAAAUAAACUCCUCUCUUUUGGAUUUGUGAAGUUUAUAUAUUACAUUAUUCCUUUUAAUUAUAAAUCUCUUCUCUUGGAACACGUGCUGAGCUACACCUAGCUACAGCUUUACUGUAUCAAGGAUUGUGUGCAAACAUGGCGGCCUCUUUUUAUAGUACAAGGAAGAAGGAACGCGAAAGGAAGGCAAGACGACAAGAACAACACAUGACGAAACGGGGUCAAAGACAAGUUGACGAAAAAGAUGAUCCUUUGGUGAUUCUUAAAGAAGACAUUGAGAAGAUCAGACUCUCUUUGUCAGAUUCUUCCUUUACUCACAGACAAAGAUGGCGACAGACAGAAGAUGUUGGGCUGUCAAGCUCUAUCCGUGUUUGCUCAAAACUUAAAGGAAAACUAUCCCAUAUGUCCAGUAUUGAUUCAGCAGAAGCGGACAAACUGGCUGCAGUAUACGAUGAAUUCUGUAAAACAAUUAACGUCAUGGCGGAGGACCACAGGGAAUACAAUUCACAUAUAUAUGAAGAGGAGGAAAUGACCAAAAAAUACUACAACAAGACCUGUCUUGAUAUCCUUGAACUUUGGACAAGUUGUUCAACGGCCACAGUAGAGUUAAUGGUCCCGUUGAUUCAACAAUACUGGGAAAAUCAGAGCGAAUUUGAGAACCUUGCAAAGAAAAUUGCUGAUACAUGUUGCUCCUGUGUAAAGUUUACCACAGUGGCGGUGAAUCUUAACAAACACCCUAUCCCAGACGAUUGUGGGAGUAAGGUUAUCCAGACAGCGACAGAAUCUCUCAACCACACAGCAGACACACUAAGUAAACUGAUAGAGGCCAUGAUUAACACAUCCAUUAAAGUAGCUGAAGACGCAGCAUUAGAUAUGGCGAUGUGGCUUCUAUUCAGCAUUCAUCAUGUCGCCCAGAAUGUAUUGAAACAACAAAACAAACAAGAAGACAACAAUGAGAAAGAAGAGGGAAAAGAGCCAGAAAAGCAAACCGAGGAACAAGUACAAGAUAAAGAAUCUACUGAAAUAACAGCAAGUUUGAAUAACCUACUGACAAAGCUAGAAAACUUACAGAUGGAACUGAACAAUCAGUACGUGGAGAAAAAUGAAACAAAUGGUGAGGAUGGAGAAAAGGACAACAGCUGCAAGAAUGAUCAACAAGCUAUCGACAAACUUGCAAACGUAUACCAAAGUGUUGUGGACAAGAUUUUUGAAAAGGGGAAAGUAACGGUUUGUAUUGAAGAUCCUAGCGGAAGUGACGCAACAAUUUACUAUAAACCAGAUGUAUACACUGAAGUGGCAAACUGUUCACUUGGGUCUUGUCCAAUGAAAGACCGAGACACGUGGUUAGAUGAAAUACCUUUGACCUCUGACCAAGUUCUCGUUUCUGACAUCUAUGUCGUCAGGAAUGGACCUUUACAUACGUCAUCAGAAGUGGAAAUUGAUUUUACAUACGUCCCUAUGUCUAGUACAAAGAACAAAAGCAUCAAGGUUAUCGCAAAACAAGAUGGCGCCUGGACAGAAAUAGAAACAGCAAAUGAGGAGAUGAGUGAUAGCGACGCUCAUCUUUCCUUUAAAACAAAGAACUUGGAGGCCUUCACGGCUUACGUUGAAAUCCUCUCUGAAAGUUCAGAGGUGUCUCCGGAGGGAACGACAUUUACAAGCGAGGCCAAUCCGGAUGUCAAGGUCACUUUCUCUGAAGGACUAGUGACCGAAACUAAGCAAGCAAAAAUAAAGAUUAUUCCUUACGACUUGAGGGAGGUGGCUGCUUUGAAGGAACAAUGUCCUGAUUCCAUUAGAGGUAUUGUGACGGCUUCUGAUGCUGUAGAGAUUAGAAUGGAUGGAGAAUGUGACACCACAAAGUCUUUUACAGUCCAAGUAUCCAUGGAUGAUGAGGAGGAUCCAGAUACACAGCUGGUCGUCAUCAGGUUUAAUGAAGGCAAGGUUCAAGUACUGGAUAAGUCCCAAUGUCGGCUUAAAAAAGACAGAAAUCUCUAUCUUGUGGAAACAAAAGGCAUCUGGGGAAUAGCCGUUGCAAGAAUAAGAAAAAUAUUCCUAAAUAUGAGGGACACAGUUAAAAAGGAAUUCCAGCUGAUCUUUGGGUUGGUCCAACUGUGCAAUAUCUGUACUUUCCUUGACGACUCACAAAGGAAUAUGGAAGAGGGGUCGUUUUUUGUCUGGAUCGAAUGUAUCGAUAAAAAUUUAAUCCGGGAGGAUGUAGAAAACAAAGAAAAAGCAGGGUUAAUCGAGGUGAAACAAAGCCGUUCAAAGGACAUUACGCUCAGACAAAAGCAGACGAUCAUUCUAAAAAUAGAUGGACAAAUCAAGCUUCGCUUAGCAGACCCACCAGAUUCGUUUAAGAUCACUUAUUUGAUUGGUGCAGACAAUCAUGUGAAUAUACCAAUGGAAGUACACAGGGAUCAAGAAAAAAUCCCGUAUGCUUCAUUUGCAUUUCACGAAGAGGACAGUGCAAAUCCAUUCCACACUGUGAAUAUUCCAGUCCGGGACUUAUCUGAACUACCCACAGAUGAAGUAACAGCAAAGAAUUUUAAUAAAAACAACGAAAGUAACAAUUUAAGAGAGCAAAUGAAGCAAAAGGAGGAAGCUGCAAAGAAAAUUCUCUCCCAUGACAGUAUCAUGAACCUGUCACGUGUUUUGUCUGAAAGGGAUGGGCGCAUGCUCGGUGAGCAGCUGGGCGUGGACUCUGCUUGGAUAGCUCGCGCCAAGGAGGAUUGUGACGGGAACAUUCUCCGAACAAAUUUCCGAGUGCUUUGUGAAUGGAGGGGGAAAGCAGCAAGAGCUGCAAUGGUUGAUUUUUUAAUAUCGUCGCUAAAAACCAUUGGAAGAAAUGAUUUGUCGACCAUAGUAACUAAUGUCAACAAAAGUAGGCGUGGCUUGUUGAAUGAGGAUUUUAAUUGAUUCUGCAUCAGUGAUACACAAGAAGUAUUUUCUGAAUUCUGUGAUAUGUUUUUUUUUCUUCUACAUAAUAUAUGUUUAUAAAUAACUUCCAGUUAUUUGCUUUGCUUGGGAAGACAUUUGGAGCUUUAUUGAGGAAUUAUUUGACUUCAGCACAUACGAUUUUGUAGCAACAGGAAUUAUUGUGCAACUAUUGGGC